GGCCAGUAUACGCAAAAUAACAACGCAAAGGUUUGCGUGGAUUUGAUCCCUCCCACUCCAACCCCCCGGAUGAAGCUUUCUGAACGUUCCAGCCAAGACCUCGUUACAGUACACGGAGCUGCAGCUAUGCUUUGUUUUUUGUGAACUUAAAUGUCAGGACGGUUUUUCGGGAAUGGAUGGGUAAAGGGUGUUGAUCUGAUGCAGCUAUGAGGGCCAACAGUUUGGAAUCAUCUUUAAACAGCUCAUUGUGAGAGCUGCCUUGGGAUUAACCACACACAGAGGUUAACCAGCACAAAGAGUGGACAUUUCUGUACGUGCUUGGAUGGCAACGUGAAUUGGAUUCAUUCAACCAACAUAUUGUGCUUCUUGAGAUAGAAAAGCCAUGUUUGAUUAGUAAACUGAUAGGAUACCCGCAACUGCAAGGAAAAUCCAGAAGAGUGGAACAGUCCAGUCAACGGUAGAGGAAGAGCUGCUGAGGACCCGGAAAUGACCAGCUUGUUCAGACGCAACAGCAAUGGAGGCUCCAGGAAUGGAGGACCUGAUGGAGGCGGCGGCCCGACCUCAGGACAGCUCAACAACAGCAGGCCCAACCGGCAAAUCCGCCGGCUGGAAUUCAACCAGGCCAUGAUGGAUUUCAAGACCAUGUUCCCUACCAUGGAAUACGAGGUCAUUGAGUGUGUGCUACGUUCUAACAAUGGGGCAGUGGAUGCCACCAUUGACCAGCUUCUCCAAAUGAGCAUUGAUGGGAACUGUUCAGAUGACAGCUCCGACUCAGAGGACAGCAUUUCUCCUGAGAUUCUGGAGAGAACUUUGGAGCCUGACAGUUCAGACGAGGAACCGCCCCCCGGCUACUCUCCUCCAACAUACGACCUGCACGCACAUGACAGGAAGUAUCCACAGGCUCCUCCCCCAAGGUUUGAAGCCCAGCCGUCUACUCUUUGCCAGGUGGGAAGCUACCGGCACUGGAAUCCUCCGCUUUUAGGGAACCUCCCAGAAGACUUCCUACGCAUCUUGCCCCAACAACUAGAACACAUUAAAAGCCAACAGACGACCCGGGCCCGCUCCGCGCCGGCCACUGGGGGAACCGGCAGUGCCUCAGGGUCAAGAGGGGCAGCUACUGAACCGGAGGGGAAGCUGAAACAGUACCUGGAAGAUGAGCGCAUUGCCAUGUUCCUGCAGAAUGAGGAAUUCAUGAGGGAGUUGCAGCGAAACCACGAUUUCCUUAUUGCUCUGGAAAGAGAUCGCUUGAAGUAUGAAUCAAAGAAGUUGAAGUCCAAUCAUUCAUCUAGCCUGGAGAAUUCUGCAGGGGAGCAUUGUCCUUCCAACCCCGGGGAAUCGGAUGAGGCCCUGUUCCAGGACAAACUCAAACACAUGGGCAAAUCCACAAGAAAGAAGCUGUUUGAAAUUGCCAGAACCUUCUCAGAAAAGACUAAGCGGAAAAAGUCUAAACGGAGGACACUGCUGAAACACCAUUCUCUUGUCACAGCGAACUCAACGGCCAAUCUCCUGGAUGCUGUGGAGGGAAACCCCUGUGAGGAGGACGGCCAGUCUAGAAGAGUGGACAUCCCGGAGGAGAGUGAACAACACAAGUCUUGAUCUUUCUAAGGAUUCAUGGCUGCUGCUGUUUGAACCUGUAGACUCCUGGCUCCUGGAGAACAACCUCCCAUCCAGAGGAACAUUCAGAACUGUCCGCAGAUCUCUAUUGCAACAAAGUGUUAACCAGCAUUUUCUCUUUCAUUGCUUAUUCUUAUGGAGUGAACCACACACAAUAAAUAAUGAAGUAACUUUCAAUGUACAUUAGCUGUAUUAUUAUAAUUAUUUCUGUAUUUCUGUAUUUUUCUUGUUUUUUUCUGUAUGGAUAUAUUUUAUUCCCAUAUUUAUUCCCCUAAACAUUUAUUUCCACAUCUAUGUAUAUAUGAAUAUAUUUAUUUCUGUAAUUGCUGUGAUCUUAAUGAGAGGUUUGGAUGAUGUUUGGACCAGCUCCUUAAGAACUAUAACCUUUCAGCUGAGACAGACAAAUAAUUCUCUUUAGCAGUCUUUUUCAGUAUUUUGAUAGCUCAAAAACGAGGCCGCCGGCAUUUCAAUCAAUGGUAAUCACAUGAAGAUUGUACUUUCUAUCAGAUAUAUUCAUUUCUGCAACACAAUAUCAGGGAAUAAAGAAAACGGAAAUAAAAGUGUUGGAAAAUUGUUUGAAUUGGAUGUGGAGCUAAAUAGAAAUGAAAGUAGAAAAAAAUUAUUUAAUUUGAUUUCACACAUUUCCUCUAUUUUUUUCAAAGGUGAAUUUUGGCCCUGCAUAUUUUGAGAUGUAGUACCAUUCCUGCCCUCUGAGCAUUAAAUAGUAGUCUGAGGGCUGAGGUGUCUUUUAUGACUAGACCACAUUCUUCUGCCUUUUCUUAAACAUACUGUGGCAUUUCAUACCGUUUCCCUAGAACACAUAUCUGCCUGGCUACGAGAGGGACUACUGACGUGAUAUCAAUAGUUGAUACAAAUACAUAGCAAGACUGAAAUGUCUAGUUUAUCAGAUUUUAAUCAACUUGAUAUUUAGGCCUUUAUUUGAUGCCCUGCAACAUGGUUCAGUCUGGGUCCUUCGUUCCCUCCCUGCCUGCCGGUUGGAGGCAGUUCAAGGCCCUUUGGCAGUCUUCAUAUGUUUAAUGGACGAAUUAUAUAAAUGGGCCAACGGCGUAUCUCCUCGCACAACAUCUAUUCCAACAGGCAUCUACUUAGUUUGAUUCUUUAGUUUGCUUGCUAUGUGUGUCCACACAUGGUGUGUCUGCGGGUCCGUGAAACCGGGUGGAUGACUACAUCACAGCCUCCGACCUACGUCCGCAAUGCGCGUCCGUGGACUGCUGCGGAUUGUCACGUCAGUCCGACUCCGGACCCUCAGAGUAUCCACUUCAGUCUGCUCCCACUAAUGCGUGUUUCCUGAUCCUAACUUCUUCCAGGAGUACAACACCCCUUGUGUGUCCUUAUAUUCCUUAAAAAAAACUGAACAUUUGGGUAAGGGCAGAUCUCCUGGCACAUGUUCACUUCAAAAGAAACAUCUUUGUGUCCUGGAGCAUGAGCAGUCUGCGCACUUGCUAUGCGUACUGGACGGUAAAAGGCGGAUCCUUGCGGACACGUGGAAGCGGAGGGAAUCCAAGGGUACUCUUUCAAGCAUUCGUGAGGUAUCUCACAUAUGGGGUACGCCUCCCCGCGUAUCCCUCAGAAGCACUUUGUCACUACGGCAGCCAUGAUUGGCUAGCCA
This is a messenger RNA of Gadus chalcogrammus (walleye pollock), 3244 nucleotides long. It is a transcript of the gene cuedc1b, whose product is annotated as CUE domain containing 1b. The transcript has 11 exons. Gene Ontology annotation, molecular function: ubiquitin binding. Lineage: Eukaryota; Metazoa; Chordata; Actinopteri; Gadiformes; Gadidae. The record is from RefSeq and is a predicted model, not a curated record. Bases 487 to 1596 code for a protein of 369 amino acids.